AAAAUAACUCGUCAUCAAUCACAACACAACGCCAUCAUGUCGGACAAGGAAACUUCAACUCUCCAAUCCACCAUCGACGCUGUGUCGGGCACAGUCCAGAGUGCUUGGGGUUCGCUCACAGGCAGCACGAAGGAUCAGGCGGAGGGAGAGCAAAAGAAAGACAUCGCCGAAGCUCGCGAUGAAGUCUCCAAAGCCGGCGCCUCAGUCGGAGGCUUCUCCGUCUCAGCGUCCGGCGUGGCAGCCAACGACCCAAAACGACAAGAAGGCAGCUGGAACCAAACCGUGGGCGCAGGCAAAGAAUUCGUCGGCGGAACCCUCGGUCUCGAAGGGUUGAAGCAAGAAGGUCAGAAACAAAACGAACAAGGCAAGGCCCAGGAAGCGGAAGGCCAGCUCAACGAUUUGGGAUCCGGUAUCAAGGACCGGAUUUCCGGAACUGUGGGCGGUGCUGUUGCGGGUUUGACGGGGGAUCGGGAGGAGCAGGCGAGACGGGAGGCUCAGCAUGAUCAGGGGAAGACUUUGCAGAGGGGGGUGGAGAGUGAGGUGCAGAAGCAGGCGGAGGCGGAGGCGGAGCAGAGGUCUUCGUAGAGGUCAGAAUUCGACAGCAUGAGGAUUACAGAUCGAUGGAGGACAGUACGGAAUACGGAGACUUGAGUUUGGUAAUACCCCGUGGAGGUUUGUGAUUUAGAUGGCUCUUGAGAGAGAGAGGGUCAAGGCUACUGUAGUAUGAUGUUUUCAACUCCAAGAACACACAGUCAUCAACUU
Molecule: messenger RNA, 762 nt
Organism: Pseudocercospora fijiensis CIRAD86
Lineage: Eukaryota; Fungi; Ascomycota; Dothideomycetes; Mycosphaerellales; Mycosphaerellaceae
Exons: 2
Coding region: 37-585 (182 amino acids)
Source: RefSeq, a predicted model, not a curated record